This is a messenger RNA of Sclerotinia sclerotiorum 1980 UF-70, 3642 nucleotides long. RefSeq lists its product as hypothetical. The record is from RefSeq and is a predicted model, not a curated record. The transcript has a single exon. Gene Ontology annotation, biological process: DNA integration. The coding region runs from base 1 to 3642 and encodes 1213 amino acids. Gene Ontology annotation, molecular function: nucleic acid binding. NCBI's taxonomy places the organism in Eukaryota, Fungi, Ascomycota, Leotiomycetes, Helotiales, Sclerotiniaceae.
AUGACUACAGGCGAUAAUUCAACUAAAAUCAUCCUUUCCUCACCAGAGGAUUGGAAUAGUUGGAUUCGAAAUGUUCAGCGUAUUGCAGAAUCCGGCGGCAUCAAAUGCUGGGUAUACCUUGAUCCCACUACAACAGUUGUACCUAUACCAGAGUUGCUAGAUGAACCAGAGCUACCCACAGUUGAUGAAAAUGCUUCUGAGGCUGUUAUUGAUAGGGCUUUAAAGCAAUAUCAGAUGCAACUAGAGAACUAUCGUAUCAAGAAUACCAAAUACGAGAAAAUCAACAAGGCCAUUUCAGAGGUUCUCAAGUACAUACUUUCAUCAAUCAACCGCAAUUGCGAAAAGUUUAUUAGUACCACCAGUAUCACAGCACCUCAAGUGCUUGCUGAUUUACGCAAAAGGCUAGCACCAACUGAUCGUGCGAGAGAGCUUACCGUCGUAGCACGAUACAAUUGUGUAAAGCAACCCUACAAAUCCAAUCAGGAUAUUUAUGAAUGGUUGAACGAAUGGGAACUCAUCUACACUGAGGCUAAAACUCUCAAUCUGCCAGACGUCGAUCGAAAUCGAGCUGCGUUCGACUUUUCUACAGCCCUUAUGAAUCACAGCUCCUCUUGGGCAACUUCAACUCUGUUGGAGAUCACCAAAAAGCUCAAGAAUCAGCCUGAAGAAACGAUUGAUGUGUACGAUUUAAUCGAAGACUUUCGAAACUACACUCGACUCACACAGGCAUCAACUACUUCAACCUCUUCUACGUCAUUUGCAACCUAUAAGGAUGGGAAUAAAGAUAAAAAGGAAGGAGAGAGAACCUGUCUAUGUGGCAAGAAACAUCUAUAUGAAAAAUGCUACUAUCUAUAUUCGGAUAAUCGACCAAGGAACUGGAAACCAAUCGAUGCCGAUAUUGAAUACUUCAAGAAGUUCUGGGGAAGGCAAUCAACAAAACGAAGGAACUGGUUUGUUCGUAGACAUGAAGGAACUAAAGAACUUCUCAAGCUAGCAAAUCUCUCUUGGGAUCCAGCAUGGAAGGAAACAUUGACUAAUCCUUCAGAAUCUGGAAAAGAGAAAGAUAAGGAUCUUGGGGCUUUUCUCACUAAACAAAGUCCUACCUACAACAAUGCUAGCAUCCUUCACAAAUGGCUAAUUGAUAGCGGUUCCGAUACCCAUGUCACCAACUCUCUACACAACUUUGUUCUUGAAGAGUUUGGAAAGCCAUCCGAUAUGAUAAGCGCUGGAAGGGACCGAUUCCAAAUUGAAGCAUUCGGUACUAUCACUAUGUUGAUCAAUACACCAACUGGGCCAGGGCAAAUAACCUUAAAAAGAGUGGCGUACAUCCCAGGGUUUCUUACAAACCUAGUCUCUCUAGCUUUACUCUCAAAGAAAGGUGUACAUUGGAACACUGAACACCCAGAUGUCCUUACAAAAGAAGGCAUUGCAUUUAUUACUCUGAAGCAAACAGGAGACCAUUGGACCCUCGAUCCUAUUAUCCCUUCUCAGCAUGCUUCGUUUGCCACCAAAAACCACACCAAAUCAAUAUGCCGAAAGGUUACAACAACAGAGUUACAUGAUCUUCUAGGCCAUCCUUCUCUCGAAGCCCUUCAGCACCUAGAAUCAGCAACUACUGAUAUCAUUAUCGACAAAACGAUUUCGACACCUUCCUUCUCUACCUGCAAAGUUUGUAAUCUCUCGAAGGCUCAACAGAUUAUAUCUCGUAAUCCAAGGAAGGAGAUGCCAGAGAACGGCCAUGUCGGAGAUCGAUUGGCAUGGGAUCUGUUCGAGAUGGAUGAGGCUUAUAAUAAUACCCGAUAUAUCAGCCACUUCUGGUGUACGACACACAAAAUACAAUGGGUGUAUGUUCUAACUAGGAAAACAGAGAUGAUCGAUAUUAUGGAUACUCAAUUCUCUCUGAUACAAACACAAUUCGGCUCAAAGGUCCGAUUCAUACGCCUCGACGGUGAAACUACGUUAGGGGGCGACUUCAAGAGGAUCACAGACAAACGUGGCAUCAUUGUCGAACGCACUCCACCAGAUACACCAGCACAGAAUGGCGCUGCAGAGAAUGCUGGUAAAAUGCUCAUGGUCAGAGCAAGAGCCCUCCUCCUUUCAGCAAACCUACCACAAAACCUUUGGCCAGAAGCAAUUAAAACAGCCGGUUAUCUUGAAAACCGUACUCCAAAAAGAGCUCUUCAAUGGAAAACACCAUUUGAAAGUGCUACUGGCAAUAAACCUUCGCUAGCACAUCUACAUCCAUAUGGGUGCUUGGCAUAUGUGCUCAACAAGCAGAUUCCAAGACGUGCGAAGAUGCAACCUCGUGCAAAACUGGGCUAUCUUGUAGGGUAUGAUUCAACGAAUAUCUUCAGGAUCUGGCUCCCUUCCAUAAAUCGCAUCAUUCGAAGUAGGGAUGUCAAAUUUGAUGAAACCCGGUAUUAUCGACCAGAAGAUAUAGAUAUUGGCUUUCUUAUUAAGGAUCAACUUCGGGAUACUGCAGCUAUUCACGAAAAGAGGGCAGAAGAGAUAGAAAUAUCGAAUCUGUUGAGUGAAGAAUCAGAUGAGAGUAUUGGUGAUAUAAUUGUAGUUGAAGGGCCAUGGAACUUACAACACAAUCGCUUAAACGAGCGACCAACGAAUGAAAGCUCUUCAAACAAGACGGAUGAUGGUAUUCCAACCAAUGAGGGGGUUCCUCAAACUAACCCUCAAUUGCCAACGCCUAGAGCAACCUUAUCACCAGAAGCACUUACAAGACAAUCUACUGGAGAUGUUCCUAUACCAUCAUUACCGGAGUCAGAACUCUCAUCUUCCCCAUCAUCAUCGUUAAGUCAACAUGAUAUCAUCACUACAACAUCAUCUCAUAAUACAGCACCUUUGGCAGAGCAAAUACGUGCCGAUAUCGACGUAUCCCAUAUAAUUCAGGGUUCUAGACGUUCACAAAGGAAAGAACAUCAUGCUGCAGCACUUUCAUCACUUCCUCAACUAUCCAGCUACUUUGCAGCAUUUGCUAUCGGAAGGUCUAAAUUACGAACUCCUAGAUUACAUCAAAAUGAUCUACCACCUCCACCUCGAUUUUAUCAUGAGCUAGUACAUACAUUGCAAUACCUUGAGAAUACCAAAUUCUAUGCUAUCAUGUUCGAUGGGAAGAAAGCAACAACUACCAGGAACUUUCAAAUCUGGAGUGACGCCUCCCAUGCUGACGAUAUCGAUACAAGAGUUUCUUCAAUGGGAUAUUGCCUCAUACUCUUUGGAGGUUUGAUCCACUUCAAAAGCACUAAGCUGAAGUCGGUGACUACUUCCAGCACACACUCUGAAAUACUGGCUCUUUCCGUUACUGCUCGAGAGCUUAUGUGGUGGAUACGCUUCUUUAAGAAUGUUGGUUUAGAUCUCGAAGAAAAGGCUUCAAUUUUCUGUGAUAAUCGCCAAACCAUUCGACUUCUUCAGCAUAGUACUCCUAGACUUGUUACAAAACUCCGGCAUGUUGAUAUACACUCCUGUUGGCUUCGCCAGGAAGUGCAAGCAGGAAGGCUACAAGUCGAAUGGGUUCCAACUACUGAAAUGGUUGCAGAUGGUUUCACUAAACCUCUACCACCACAGAAACACACUCAUUUUAUCAAUCUUUUGGGAAUGGUUGACAUUCGGUCUCAGGUUCAGGAAUAA